Molecule: messenger RNA, 1596 nt
Organism: Angiostrongylus costaricensis
Lineage: Eukaryota; Metazoa; Nematoda; Chromadorea; Rhabditida; Metastrongylidae
Source: the annotation of a GenBank genome assembly
AUGUCUGCUACAUCACCAGCAAGAGAAGACAUCAACCUCAUGAAUCUCACAAUCGCGAAAGAAAACUAUGGAAACCAAGUCCCUGGAAGCAUUCCAAACAUCUACCGUAAAGACAAUCCGGAUAGGGCCGACGACCGCGCUAGUAUCGAUCGAAGGGACGGCGUUGCUGCUGCGUCGCGUCACGUUGUGUGCGUCGUGCCACAUUCGUUGUUGCUGUCGUGUGGGGUGAUGGCGUGCUCUCAGGUUGUGGACAAUGCCACUUCCAUUUCUGAUCGAGCAGAUCCCGAGGUUUCCUAUGCUCUGACUGAUCUGUCUAACUGUCGUCCUGAUCCCAACGAGCUGCAGCCUAGCAAUGUAUCUGCUUUCUUGACUUUUAAGAACCAGUUUCAAUUUAACCCAAUAGUGGCUCGUCAUUAUGCAGAUGAAUUAUUCGCAGAAAUGGAUUUUGAAGGACCAUCAACCUCUGAAUUCCAUAACAAUGGUUACGUGACUGAACAUCCAGAUGGGUUAGACAAUCGAGAUGGAGUUGAUGGCGAUCAAGGUGAUAUCUACCAGUAUUAUUACAUGGUGGAAGAUUCUCACGAGGAUGUUCUGAAGAAGGAAAUCGAGAAAGGCUCGAAAGAUUUCGUUCAUAUACGUGAGUUAGAAAUGCAGAAGGAGAAUCAUGUGAAAGUGUCGAAUGAGAAACGGAAAGAGAAGGAGCGUAUAAUAGAGUUGCGAAGGCAGUUGGCUAUUGAGAACAGAAAUCUCCAACUAUUCUGUUGCUUCGUAUGUAGCAAGGUAUUCACCGAAGAAGAGAAUAUGCGGCAGCACGUCUCGGAGAAGCAUCUUGCUUUUAAAAAGGAGUACACACUUAAAUGCUCGAAAUGCUACAGGCGGUUUAAAUUUGGACAUCAUUUACGUCGUCAUGAAGAGACUCACAAACACAUCACGUUCACGUGCUUACAUUGCAAUAGGGAAUUUAGGGAGGAAAUCUCACUUGAAAUUCAUUUGAGCAAACUGCACAAUGUUUCAUUAGAUGGAAAGAAGCUUUCGAAAACUCAUAGAUGCGAAUGCGGCAAAACUUUUGGAUUGAAAGAAGAGCUUUCUCGACAUCGUUACUAUUGUGGAAACAAAGAAAAGAUAGCGGAACAACGACGAAGAGCUCGUCAGGAGCUUGAUGCGAUGUCUUCAGUAAGCUGUACUCGUUCUGUGUCGUCAUGCUCUGAUACGGCCAGCACACCUAGUCUAGGCAGCGCAUCCGGCAGGCCGAUUAAGGACAAGUCAUGUCCAUUCUGCUUUCUCGUUUGCGCAUCAAUGCAGUCACGAAGGCGACAUAUAGAGCGCAAACAUCGAGACAAGCUUGGUGAAGUUGAAGUCGAUCAACAUCAAUACAUUAAAGUUAAUUCGGCAUCCCUACCCUACGCUUGUGAUGUGUGCUCCAAAACGUUCGCCUCCCACGCUUCUCUGAGUACUCAUAAGAAGAGGAUACACGAAGAUAUGAACAAUCACGAAUGUUCGACGUGUGGUAGAAGAUAUCCACUGGCAAGUGAAUUGCGGAAGCACAUAAAACGUGUGCACGAGAAGCGAAGUAGGGAGAAUGUUUCCGAGCUGUAA